CUUCUUCUCGUCUGAUAUUUACCUAUCGUACAAGAGACACCAAAAUGUCUUUCGCUAAAUAUAAAGGCAUCAUAGCAAUUACUCUCUGUUUUUCGUAUGUCUAUGGUGGUCAAUUCUGUCUUUCCUGCAGUGAUGCACCAGAUAUGGCUUCGUGUAGACAAAUCACUCAAUGUAAAAAUGAGGAGGUAUGCUUUGUUCACAAAUAUUCCAAUGACAGAGAUCAGAUAAGAUAUGAUAUGGGUUGUUCAUAUCCAGAGAUUUGCCUGAAAGAUGAACCAGGACACUUGUUUGGUAAAAGAAGUGAUCAUAAUCAUAUUCUAUGUCAGCAAUGUUGUAAUGAUACUCAUAUUUGCAACGCUGAUUUACCAUGCAUUGGACAUAUUCAAGAUGAAGUUUGUCUUUCCUGUAGUGGAGUAGAAACACCUACAGCGUGCUUCAGGAAUACAUCUUGUAACAAGGAAGAGGUUUGUUUUAUGCACAAAUACCGAACUGAAUCUGGAAAGUUACUGUACGAUUUCGGGUGCAAACCAGCAUCACUUUGCGUACAUACAUUUAACAAUCUUUUUGGCCGCCAAAUAUCUGAAGGAAAACAUCAGAUCUGUGAAGAAUGCUGUCAUGGUAGCCACUUAUGUAAUCGAAAUAUAACUUGCAAUCAUCUCAGCCAAAAUAGCGAAAAUGGAUCAUGUUCAACUACAUACGAAUGCCGAAGCAAUUUACUAUGUUUGACUGGCACGUGCAAGUGUCAGUCAGAUGCAUAUUAUUGGGGAGAUGACCGUUGCAUGUCUAGAAAAGCUGCAUACAGUCAUUGUGAAAAGUCUAAAGAAUGUAAAGAAUCGUUACAAUGCACCAACCUUACUUGCCAAUGUAAUGAUACAGAGUAUUGGAAUGGAUCAGCUUGCAUAAUAAGAAAAAACUACCAGCAGUCCUGUCAGAUUUCAACAGAUUGUAAGAGAACAUUAUAUUGUAAUCAUCAGCAUUGUACAUGUGACCAUAACGAUUAUUGGACAGGACAAUAUUGUACUGAAAGAAAAUCACAAGGAGCUUACUGUAAUUCAACCAAUCAAUGUAAACCGACAUUAUUUUGUAAAAAUAGUACAUGCUUAUGUCCACAAGAUUAUUUUUGGUCUUUAUCAGAGUGUAUACCAAGAAAACCCUAUGGAGCGUACUGUAAUUCCAGAAAUAUAUGUAAAUCGACAUUAUCUUGUAAAAACAGUACAUGCGCAUGUCCAAAUGAUUAUUAUUGGUGGUCUUCAUCAAAGUGUUUACCAAAAGUUACUGAGUGUGAAUAUAUAGAGUCAUCAUACCCUGAUGGAGUUUAUGAACUAUUUCCUGAUAGUCAAACAUCUGUGUUGGCAUAUUGUGUUGGACCUGGACGCAAAUGGACAGUCAUCCAGAGACGAUUUAAUGGUUCAGUGAGUUUUGAUAAAACUUGGAAGGAGUAUAAAUAUGGUUUUGGAUCAGCGUUUGGAGAGCUAUGGCUAGGCAAUGAAUAUAUGCAUUUAAUUUCCAACCAAGGACCUCAUGAAAUAAGUAUAAAGAUCGUAACAUCGAAUGGAGAUAUUAAAUAUGCAAACUACUCAAUGUUUAAAAUUGGCGACGAGUCAUCUGGAUAUGUUUUCACAGUAACUGGAUAUAGUGGAGAUGCAGGCAACACGUAUAUCGCUAGUAUGGUAGGGAAAAGGUUUACAACAAAGGAUCACACAGACUCAACCCAAUGUGCGAUUUCUUAUAAUGCUGGAUGGUGGUACAAUGGUUGUUUUAGCUCAAACCUUAAUAUUUUAUAUGGAGACCAAUUCUUUGAAUGGGAUAGUGCUGUGCACAAUAUUCGCCAAUCUACAAUGAUGAUUCGGAAGAGAUGA
Messenger RNA from Mytilus trossulus (common blue mussel), 1859 nucleotides. RefSeq lists its product as uncharacterized. NCBI's taxonomy places the organism in Eukaryota, Metazoa, Mollusca, Bivalvia, Mytilida, Mytilidae. The record is from RefSeq and is a predicted model, not a curated record. The coding region runs from base 45 to 1859 and encodes 604 amino acids. The transcript is spliced from 17 exons.